This is a messenger RNA of Morone saxatilis (striped sea-bass), 2304 nucleotides long. RefSeq lists its product as uncharacterized. The record is from RefSeq and is a predicted model, not a curated record. Bases 1 to 2304 code for a protein of 767 amino acids. NCBI's taxonomy places the organism in Eukaryota, Metazoa, Chordata, Actinopteri, Moronidae. The transcript is spliced from 8 exons.
AUGGUGUAUAAUUUUGGGUUAACAGCCAGCCAGGAGCAAAUUGUUGUGACAGAGGGCCGUGCAGGACAACAGGCGCUGCUGCAGGAGUUUACCAAGUCAAGAUACGGUGGCACCCACGUCUCUGCAGCAAGACCGAAUUUAAGCGUGGCCAGAAGGGUGACCAAGACUCCAGACCCUCAGACAGAGGCUCAAGCUACAGUGCCUGAUGUAGCAGUGUGUGCCUCUGUGUCGACUGAGUCCAGGACAGCACCACAACACCUUGGGCCUGCAUCAGCACCUCUGCUGCCCCGUUUGUGGUCAGAGGGAUUGCCACCUGAAGACCACAGGUGGAUUUCCAAGGUGCUGUUCAGGUUGGGGUCCAAGGGGAAGCUGGAGCUCCAGGACAACCUGAAGCUCUGGUAUCAUCCACCUCAGCCAAGCCAGCUGUACCACCAGGCCCCUGCUCCGGACCGCUUUUUUGCCCACCCACUGCUUGUUUGGAUGCCAUACAAGCUGUGGAAGGUGAGGGUGGUCUGUCCUAACCCCGCUUGUGGGCAGCAUCAGCUGACUGGGGCAGGGCUGCACAAGAGGUCACGACGGGUCUUGGACGUGGACAGGACCUACAACAUGGUGACGGAGACUCUGACCUGCACCAAAUGUAGAGCCUCCCAUGUCUCAUGGAGCCAGACUGUCCUCAUGCAGCUGGACUUGGCUCACAGGUUUGCCUGUGAUAUUCGGGUGAUCCGGCUGCUGCGGGAGAGAGGCCUGGGCAACAGCCCUACGCGGCUGUUAAAACAGCUGAAGGAAAACCACACGGAGGAGUGGCUGAACCGUGUGGCUCGGUACACAACCGAGUGCGUGGCCUUCCUCCAGCGCCCCGGACUGUUGCCCAUGAACUUUCCUGAGCCACCUGAGCCUUCUGUGGUGCCAAGCUGCAAGUGGCUCCUGUCUGUGUACAGCCAGGAUAUAUUGACAAGGCUGGAUGACAUCAAGGCCAAGCUGACAUCCACGCUUGGCACCAUCUUAAAGAUGGAUUCAACCAAGAAGAUCACUAAGAAGCUUGCCGGGACAGCCAAGGGGACAGCACUCUGGCUCACCUCCGUGGGCAAUGAGUAUGGGCAGAUACUCAUGAGUGUGCUGACCGCUCAGGAGGGAGCUGGACUGGACCCGAUGGCAGCUGACCUGGUGAGGAGGUACCAGCAGGCCGGCGUGGAUCCCCCUGUUGCCCUUUACGUGGACUGUGGCUGUUGUGCUGGUGCAGCUGAGGACACCAAGCUGAAGGCCAGAUUCAGCGGGUGGCCAGACCUCAUUGUUAGGCUGGAUAUCUGGCACUUCAUGCGCCGGCUGGCCCUGGGAUGCACAACAGAUGCACAUCAGCUGUACCCACUCUUUAUGUCUCGCCUGUCAGCUUGCAUUUUUGAGUGGGAUGCAGCUGACUUAGCUCUGUUGCGUGAAGCAAAAUCCCAGCAGCUUCAGUCCCAGGGCCUGUCAACCCUUGAUGUUGACCGCCAUUUGUCGAGGGAGGAAUUGGCUCUCCAUUGCCGGCGGAGGACCCGUGGGGAGGACACCACUACUGAGGUGCUGGAGGGGCUACUGCGGGCACUCAUGGGGGACCGUGGCAACGACUCCCUCGGCGUUCCUCUGCUCGAUACAGAGAGGAUGGAGCACAUUUGGCGGGUCCAGAGGAAGCAUGUGAAGUGCAUCCAAGACCCGCCAGGUGUAGCUCUGUACACAAAAACAGGGGAGCUGACCAAGGGAGGUGUGCGGCUACCUAUGUUCCGGUGUGCCAGAGGCUCUACGUCCUUGGAGUCUUUCCAUUUACACCUAAACAGAUUCAUACCAGGGACUAGUGCCAAUAGCUUAAACUUCCAAGUUUACCUGCUGGAAGGACUACACAGGUGGAACCAGGACCGUGGUGGUGCUGCCCUGUGUACAGGACCAUCUGCUCUGCGCAGUUACUCAGGGGACCUGCUUACCUGCGUGAAUAGUAACUUUGAGAAGCUGUUCGGCAGGAAAGUGGCACCAGAGUUCUGCCCACCAUCACGUUACACUGGUGAGCUCAUAGGGGUGCAGUAUCUGUUCCGGCAGACUGGUCAGGCACUGCAGGAUAUGCACCCUGAUUCAGAGGUGACAGCUCAGCUCAUUGAAGAGCAUGAUGUGGAGGAUGACGUGGGGGAAGAUGAGGGCUUCUCUGACCUCAUAGAAGACCCCACACUGCUGGACAUAGAGGCUCCUGAUACACCAACCCUGGCCCCUGGCAGAACCACUCUGGCCCCUCACACUGAAGAAGCAGAGAAUCGUUACGUAAUUAAUCAUUUAAAAUGA